UUCUUAUCAUGCAUCUCUCUUGCUUUUCAUGGUUUCAAUGGUUGUGGUUUCAAUAAAUGUGGCUGCAUAAAAUGCAGCUUAUGGCAGCAAUCAACAGGGACACAUUACAUGUUUUUUAUUCUGAAUUUGGCAAAAACAGGUUUCAAAGCGAUUUCAAAAAGAUGUUACCAUUUGAUCUUUCUAAAACCUAGUUUUCCAUUGUAGAGGAGAGCUAUAAAUUAGUAGAAAAGUAUACUUUGUUUACAAUGAGAAAAAAAUGUUGCAUUGCGCAAAGACUGCAAUCAGUUGAGUUUUAUAUUGCUUGGUAACCACGGACACCAUUCGAAUGUGCGCAACUAAAUGAAAGUUACGCAACAUCUGUCUGGCCAAUUUUUUUUUUUUUUAUCUGUGUUAUACAACAUGACGGUGACACCCCAUAAUUUAUCACCAGGUUUCGUUACAAAAUAACAUAUUCGAGGGAUUAGUUCACCCAAAAAUGAAAAUUCAUUAUUUAUUUACCCUCAUGUUAUUACACACAAGUCCUUUUUACCACCUUCAAAUGUAAGAAGAGAUGUUACAGUAAUGGCAGUCACCAUUCACUCUCACAGCAUCAUUUUUUCAUAUAAUGGAUGUGGAGGCUGUCAGCCCCUAACAUUCUGCUUAAUAUCUCCUUUCAAGUUUCACAGAACAAUUAAUCCCAGAGCAGCUCGAGGGUAAAUGAUGACAGAGUUUUCAUUUUUGGGUGAUCAAUCCCUUUAACAUGUAAUAACUUAUCAUGAAUGUGAUACACAUCACACACACUCAGUACAGCGUGAUUGUCAACGGUAUUUGGCGCGCCGCGCGAGGGAGGAUCUAGUAGUGUUGUAUGGCUUUGCUGUUGCUACGGCAACAGACAUAGCGCUCUGAGAACGCUGAUACGUUCCAAAACAAAGUUGAUAACCUGCCGAGAAAUAUGUUUGAAUGCGUUUAAUUCGUUGGAAAAACUUUAACAUUAGCACAUUAACUGCUUUUAAUAAAUUAAUUCCUGAAAAGUGAUUAGUAUCAUAAUGCGAAAGGCGCAGUCUGGAGGCUCGCGUGGAGGAGUGUCGAGCGCCGUCGAUGAUGUAGUGGUGCUGCAGCUCCGCGCGCUCUGGAGAAGAUAUGAGCAUCACUGCAUGCAGAUUGACAGCUGUCCCAGUGCAGUGCUCAAACAGGACAUCCUUCACCAAAUCGACAAACAGGAACAUCUCAAAAAGAUAACACUGUCAUUUCCAGAUUGCGGGCCCUCAGACACUAUUCUGCCCAGCCUUCAGCCUCUGUUAAUGGCUAUACGAGACGAGCGUUACACACAUGCACAAGAAUUCCACAUCUGGAGUCUGUCUCUCAAGCAAACAGAUAUAGUUGAGCUGUGUCUUCUUUUGGAGCAAAGGGGGAGGACAGUUUAUCCCUUCAGGUCGCUGGAGCUGCUUGAUUGCAAACUGACUGAAUGGUCUCUGGAAAGAUUGGGCAAGGCUGCAGGCAUCAGCUACCUCACCACACUCUGCCUAGACUACACACACGUGGGACAGGAAGGGUUGAAAGGUUUGCUGAGUGGUGGUUUGGGGACCAGUCAAAUAUGUUCCUUGAGUUUAUGUUAUUGUGGUUUGGGUUCAUGGAGCGGAACUCUGCUAGCUUCACUUCUCACCAACAGUUCUGUGAGGGAGCUGUACAUCAAUGGCAAUGAGCUGCAAUGUGUGGGUGCCAUUGAGCUGCUGAGACCUGUGGCUGAAAACAGCCAAAAAAUGGCAGAGAUCCAAAACAGGACCACAUCCAUCACAGAUGAGACAGAGUUGAUCUCCCAAAUGAGCAAUACGUCUUCCAGGCAAAAGAAAGCAAAUAAAAAAGGAAAGAAGACGAAGAAGAAAAGAGAAAAAGCAAAGAGCGGUCCUAGUGUUGCAAGGGGCCCAUGGCUAAAGAAGCUGCACAUGUUUGAUAACUCCAUUGAUCACUCAGAAAAGGAGCAACUAACUCGAUUCUUGGAGCUCCUUUGCAUUCUAGUACGGUUCUCCACUCAUCUGACUGAACUGGACCUUGGUGAGAAUCACAUCGGAGAGGAUGGUGGGAAAGUGCUUUUAGAGGCCCUAAGAGAGAGACAAGCAGCUAAACUAUCUCCAAUUAAAGUCCAAGUUUCAACACGCAUGUCCACAGAAACAUUCAGUGCCAUUUUGAAAAGUGCAAAGGAACUUAAAUCUGGGAAAAAGAGAAGAAAGACAAAGGGAAAAACAAAGUAGCUCUUCUGUCUGAAGGAUAUUGAAAGGAUGUUACUGGUUUACACAAGAAUGUUUUUUGGGACUGUUUCACCAUAUUUGUCGCCAUAGUUUUUUAGAAAUCCUCCUCUUCCAUGUGGCCUGAAUUGUGUUUGACAACAGCCGCGCACCAAAUGUGACCGCACAACAGACUCACGGAUUAUGAAGCACUUAUUUGUCAGUGGUGCACCAGCAGAGGUUCUGGAUCAAAUCUUAUUUUUUGUCACUCUAUUGGGAGCUUGAAAUAGCAUAAGGAUGUUUGUUCUUAAGUGCUUCUUCCGUUUCCUUCUCCCUUCACAUCUUUGCUGACGGAAUGUGAGUCCUUGUUUGUGUUUUUUCAUAACAGUUUAAUACAUGAAAUGUUUAUAUUUUACAGAAUAAUGUGAAAGACAGAGUAGCAUUUAUUUAUGUGUUUCUCUGUGUGUCUGCCAUAUUAUGGAGAGCAGAGCAGACACGUGAAUACGUUUUCUGGUAAAUUUGGUUUUGUCUCCACCCUAUGGCCAAGAAUGAUACUACACUGUUGUAUUAAUUUCUAUGGAUUUAACCUCCACAGGCUAAUUGCCUGUUUUACUUUUGCCAUUGUUCUGUUACCUCAAAAUAAAGUGAAUCCAAA
Molecule: messenger RNA, 2856 nt
Organism: Ctenopharyngodon idella (grass carp)
Lineage: Eukaryota; Metazoa; Chordata; Actinopteri; Cypriniformes; Xenocyprididae
Exons: 10
Coding region: 1026-2228 (400 amino acids)
Biological process (GO): positive regulation of inflammatory response
Cellular component (GO): cytoplasm
Molecular function (GO): protein binding
Source: RefSeq, a predicted model, not a curated record